Molecule: messenger RNA, 1278 nt
Organism: Trichoderma breve
Lineage: Eukaryota; Fungi; Ascomycota; Sordariomycetes; Hypocreales; Hypocreaceae
Exons: 2
Coding region: 1-1278 (425 amino acids)
Source: RefSeq, a predicted model, not a curated record
AUGCUCUUGGGCCCUUCCGCCCUGAGCAUGACAACUACAGAUCCUCUACCACCAUCCAACGACGGAUACGAAACAAUGGAAGCGCUAGACGCAGCAGCUGGAAACAUCCCCGAACACUGUAUAACACUCUAUACAUUGGCUGCGCUCAAUAACCUGCUCAAACAAAGCUUGAGCAAUUAUACGGACAUGAUGUCUCAUGGAUAUGACGACAAAUUCAAGGUGUAUGCUCAAUCAGUCGCCGCGCAGGCGGGUUCUACGCUUCGCAAUUGGGUCAAUACCAACGGAACAAAUUACUUUACGUGUGAAGUUGCCGAGACCGCGAUUUGUUGCGACACGUGUAAGCUCAACCAGAGGCGCCCUAGCAAGUGUGAUUAUUGCUUCAACGAUAAUUGCUAUCACUAUGUCCACUCUGGCGUUCCACUCGGGCGGUUCGGUCCUCCAACCCCAGUGUUGCGGACAAAGGUAUACAACGAAUCGGAGCCCUGUCCGCCAGAUUACUCCAAACGAGGAUAUGGGUCGGAUGACCCGUAUAUGCAGUCGGUUUACUGGACAUUUUCCAACGAAACAGGCUUCUAUGCAGACAUGGAGUCGGAUACAGGCAUCUCGACAAACAAGACCAAGAUUGGUAAUUACAAUCGUGGGAAUACCUGUGCGCCAUCGUCCAAACCAGACGACUCGUGUUGGGCCAGGGGCAUGGACUACAAUGUCCCCUUAAUCAAUGGAUACUCUGCUUCAGAUGUAGCCAACCCCAAAGAAAUCGUAAAGAAGGGCCUCAAAAAUGCGGAAACCCUUGGGCCGCAGAUCGAUAGCAUCAUCACCACUCUCAAGCUUGACGGCUGGAUUGGCGAAGGCUCCGACUUGAUUGACAAGAAGAUGGGCUUGGUGGAAAGCAUCGCUGACAAAAUUGAGGAAGAGAAUACGAAGGCAGUUAUUCUUGGGUUCUUGACAGCCAUUUUCCUCUUCAUCCCGAUUGUUGGAGAGAUUAUUGGUACUGUGGCAGAACUUGCCGACGUGGCAGUCAUUGUGGGCUUGAUUGGAGCCGCGGGCAAUGCCGGAAUGGACAUUGACACCAUUGUCGACGAUCCAGAUAACGCACUACUGGCUAUUUUCGAUCUCAUAUUGAGCCCGCUUGCGCUUGAGGAUGUGGCCAAGAUCAGCAGGGCGGUGGACAUCCGGCGAGGGAUGACGGGGGAUGAAGUGGCUAAGUUGGGCGACUACAUCAAGUCGAUGAUGGACACUAUUGAGAAGGUAAAAGGAAACGAUGAUGAACACCAUUGA